Molecule: messenger RNA, 1545 nt
Organism: Exaiptasia diaphana
Lineage: Eukaryota; Metazoa; Cnidaria; Anthozoa; Actiniaria; Aiptasiidae
Product: phosphoglycolate phosphatase 2
Exons: 8
Coding region: 1-954 (317 amino acids)
Cellular component (GO): cytoplasm
Molecular function (GO): phosphatase activity
Source: RefSeq, a predicted model, not a curated record
AUGGAGGCUAUCAAGGAAGCGAAAUGGUUGUACACAAAUGAAAACAAAAGAAAUUUGAUCGAAKCCUGUGAAACAUUUAUAUUUGAUCUUGACGGUGUAAUAUGGCUGCAAAAAAACUUAAUUCCUGGUGCUACAGAGCUUGUGGAAUGCUUAAGAAACAUGGGAAAGAAAGUUUUCUUUAUAACCAAUAAUAACGACAUUUCAAGGGACAACUUCCUAAAAAAGUUUGACAAAUUUGGUAUGAAAGUUAGCAAGACUGAGAUCUACACAGCAGCAUUUGCAACUGCUUAUUACAUGAAACACAUUGUUAAGUUUGAUAAAAAGGUGUACAUGAUUGGUGGUAAAGGAUUAUCAGAGGAAYUAACUGCUGUAGGAAUACCUAACAUUGGAUAUGGUCGUGAUGAUGUUAAAGAUGAUUUUAAUAUUCAAUAUGAUGUGGACUUUAAUUUGGACCCCGAGGUGGGGGCUGUAGUUAGUGGAUAUGAUAAGUUUAUUAGCAUUAAUAAACUUAUCAAAGCUAGCAGUUAUUUGGCGAGAGAUUCAUCUUGUCUCUUUGUUGCUACAAACCCUGAUGACAGAAUGCCAGUACCUAAAUCAAAAGACUACAUUAUUCCAGGAACAGGCUGUUUUGCUGCAUAUCUAGAAAAAGCUGCUAGAAGGAGCCCUGUGUAUGCAGGGAAACCCUCUACUGUGUUGUUUAACUGUAUUGUAAAUGAACAUAACAUCAACCCGGCAAGAACUUGUAUGAUAGGGGAUACACUUGAGACAGAUAUUCUGUUUGGAAACAACUGUGGUGCAAAAACUCUGCUAGUUUUAUCAGGAAAUACAAAUCAAGAAAUCCUUCAUACUGCCAUCAAAGACUCUGAUAAGAAGAAGUAUGUGCCUGACUUUGUUGUGGAGUCUGUGGGGGAAUUAUUAAUACCAGCGAAAGAAAUUGAGUCUGACUGCAAAUAGCUUUAGUAGCUAAUUAUAUUAAUAACUUAGUAUUAAUGAAUUUCAUAUUAUAUUUUUAGGAAUUUUGUGAUAUAUAUAACUUCAAUUAUAAUAAAAUGUUAUUUUUUCAAUGACAUGCUUCACAGAUUAUCUGCAUUAAGAAGGAAUUUCAUUUCCAGCAUCUAUCUUUUCAUGAACUUGCUAUCAGCACAAACACAAAUAUCGAUUUUUAUUUCCACAAUUUUUCAUGUUUGUUACAAAUAGGUAUAUUGCAUAAUAUGUGUAUAUUUUCGUCAUACAUUAAUAUCUGAUGAAUGCUAAUAAUGGGCCUUAAAUAGUUUUUUUUUUUAGUUUAAUCUAUUAUGUCAUGACUAUGAUAUUAACAAAUAUAUAUGGUUAUAGACAAACAAUAUUGCAUUGUCUCAUAAUUAAAUUACAAAGCUAUUUGCUAUACAGAGUUGUUUGAUUCAAGGAGUACAUGUCUUACAACAGCAUAAUAUAUAUACAACAUAAACAUAGAAUGAAUAUACAAGUCGUUAUGCCUAAUUUAUUACUAAGGAGGUGUGGAUGAGUUAUUUCCAAAAUUAUCAAUAAAACAUGAUUUACCAGAAA